Molecule: messenger RNA, 3576 nt
Organism: Anopheles coustani
Lineage: Eukaryota; Metazoa; Arthropoda; Insecta; Diptera; Culicidae
Product: DNA repair protein complementing XP-C cells homolog
Exons: 3
Coding region: 123-3257 (1044 amino acids)
Biological process (GO): mismatch repair; nucleotide-excision repair
Cellular component (GO): XPC complex; cytoplasm; nucleus
Molecular function (GO): damaged DNA binding; single-stranded DNA binding
Source: RefSeq, a predicted model, not a curated record
AAAAGCGCUCGGAUGCUGUACGAUCGAUUGAACAACCAUUUUAUUGCGUGUGUAGUGUUUAGUGAAUAUUUGUUUACGUGUUGAAUUGUUCCCAACCUGGUAGGGGGUAAAGUUGUUUAAAAAUGGAAGCUGGGGAAUCAUACACAGACGUCGAGAACGAGAAUGCUGAGUCUGAGUCAGUAGAUGAUUUUUCCGUCAGUGAAGAUGAAUGGAUGCCAGAUAAACUGGAAUCCCCACAAGCAGCUAAAAAAGGUCUAGCGGAUAAACCCAGUAAAAAACGGACAAAGAAACCGACAAUCCCUCUCAAACCGGCACGAAUAUCGAGGAGGAUCGCUGCGAAAAAUGGCAUCACACUACCCGAGGAGACGGAGAAUGAAGCUAAAGAACAACUAUCAACAAUCGUUGCUUCUUCGAGCGAGGACGACUCCGACAGCGAGGGCGGGAAGAAACCACCCAAGAAAUCAAAGCGAAAGACUGCCCGUACAAAUGCACCUGCCAAACGAAAACCUGCCAAGCGCAAAAAGGACCAAGUUGAGAUCGACGAGGAACCGAUCAAGUUAACCACCUUUACCGUUGAACAGCUGUACCGUAAAUAUCGGCCAGAUCUAGCGCAUCCUCUACCACAGUCGGAUAAACCCGGUCCUUCCAAACAAUUGAGUUUAAAGAGAAGCGACGAUAAUGGUGAUAACAGGGAUUCGGAAAGUAGUGGGGAUGAUUAUCUCGUAGACCCUAGCGAGUUGGAUCUCGAUUCGGAGUUCUUCCGCCCAACGGAGCAGGAAAGCGAGCAGCGGAAAGCGGUGGAUUUGUUUUUCGACUGUAAUGCCGGCGUCGAGUUGACGGACUCGGAAGAUGACAAUGAAACGGCGGAAGCGAUGGUAGUCGGCACGGCAAGGGACAACCAACAGCUCUCUACCGACGUGGAGAUGGGCAAGAAACUGAUUCAGCAGAUUAAUCAGUCCAGUGAAGCGUUUGUGCAAAUGAUGCGGCUUGCCGAAGCUGCCACAUCAGUCGUCGCAAAACCGUCCGGUUCCUCGAAAGACGCAACAACGAGCAGAGAAAAUGGAAAGCCCUCGUCGAGUAGUUCUCCGGAGGACAUCGAUCGACUUUUAGUGACGGGAGAGAAGAUACCUAAUCGUGGUGGGAAAUCGCUUACCACAGGAUUUGGUCGACAAGACUUUGUGGCAGUGCCGCCAAGCAAGGCGACGGUAGCUUCCGAUGCUCCGAAGGAUGUCGAAAUAACGCUAAAGCUAGGUCCGGAAAUUGGUAGCAAAGGACGCCCCCAGAAACAUACCUUCGAUGUCCUGACGGCAUUGAAAAGGUUCAUGAAUCGCGAAAAACGCAACAGUCAGAUCAACCUGCAUAAAACGUCCCUUCUCUGCUGGAUCGGUCACGGGACGUACGUGAACAACGAGCUCCGGAAACCAUCGUUGAUGCAGUUUGCCCGUAAAAAACUGCUCCCCGGCGCGAUGGGUCAAACGAGCAAAGUGUCCCGGCCGAAUGGGCUCACUAAUUUACGUUACUUUCAGGAGAUAACACGAUACUACCGGCGCACAAUCAUGCUGAAAGAUGAUACGAUGUUCUACCGCCAGCGGCGUCAUCCGUUGUUGGGCAAGUUUCUCAUAUUUGCCAUCGCCAAGAAGGCCGCUUACUGCAAACGGGACUACAUUCUCCUCUUCGUGCUGCUGCUGCGUACCCUCGGCGUCCACUGUCGGUUAGUGAUUUCGCCGGCCGUACCCCCGAAGCAAAUUCCGACCGAACAGUUGUACAAAAUGAACCCCCGUACGCCGCGCGAGAUGGCAAUGGAGCGUCAGCUGUUGCAAGACUUCCGACAGGCACCGCGCGAAAGUAUGGUGUACGCGGCGAAGGAAAAACUGCUUGCCCUUAUCACGAAACAAAAGGCCACCGCUAUGGGCAGGGGCAAGCGGAAGUUGGGCGGAUUUACCGUACCGCAGCUCGACGGAGGAGCCGACGAGAUGGUCCCACCGAGGGAGAAAAAGCUAAAGCUAAUGUCGGCAUCGUUUCUGAAGGCGGAAUCGAAUCGAAAGCAGGACGAAGUUCCAUCGUCCACCGCGAGCAUAGGUGACGUGGACGAUAUCGACGACGAGGUUCGGCGACGUCGGGAACGAAUACUGGCUGCGUAUCGGGCGAGGGCGGAAAAAUUUGGGCGCAAAAAAAAGUCCGAGAAUGCCCGGAGCGGUGUGGAAACGAAAAAGAAGGGAACCUCAAAGUCGCCUGGAGUCGAUUAUUGGGUUGAAGUGUUCUGCGAACACGAAGACAAAUGGAUUACAAUUGAUGUGUUAAAUGGUAGCGUUUAUAAACUCGAGGACAUCGUGAAACAAGCAACUCAACCGAUCGUCUAUGUGCUGGCCUGGAACAACGAGGGCUCGAUAAAGGAUGUGUCCCCUCGGUACAUCUCCCGGUUCGGCAGCAAAAAGAGUAAGCUACGAGUAGAAGACGAGUGGCUCGAGCGGGCAUUGCGUCCUUACCGGGGAAAGCGCACCAAGCGCGACAUCAUUGAGGACAUUAAGUUCGAUCGGCUACUGAACAAACGGCCCUUCCCGGAGCAGAUCAGUGAAUAUAAAAACCACCCGCGGUACGCCAUAGAGCGGUAUCUGCUGCGAAACGAAGCAAUCUACCCUCCCGAUGCGCCCAUCGUUGGCCGCAUCCGGGAGGAACCAAUAUUCCUGCGGGACUGUGUGCAUACGUUACACUCGCGCGAAUCCUGGCUGCGCCAGGCAAAGACCGUCCGAAUGCACGAACAACCGUACAAGGUGGUGAAGGCGAAAGCAAAAUACGAUCGGUUCACCGGAACGGCCAUCACCGGCCAGACGAUGGAACUGUUUGGAUCCUGGCAGGUGCAGGACUACGAGCCACCCGUUGCCCAGGAUGGACGUGUGCCGCGCAGUGCGUACGGGAAUGUGGAUCUGUUUCAACCGUGCAUGCUACCGAAGGGCACUGUCCAUCUGCAGCUGCCGGGGCUGAAUCGGAUCUGCCGGCGGUUACGGAUCGACUGUGCGCAGGCCAUCACGGGGUUCGAGUACCGCAAUGGAAGCUGCCAGGCCGUGUACGAUGGGUACGUGGUUUGCGAGGAGUUCCGUGAUCAGGUGCUGGACGAGUGGUAUCAGGAGCAGGUGGAGCUGGACCGCAAAGACGACGAACGGCGCCGAAAGCGGAUCUAUGGGAAUUGGAAACGGUUGAUAAUGGGAUUGUGCAUAAGGAAGAAGCUAAAAGAUCGAUACAACUUCGAUAACCUGUAAACAUAGUUGGUAACCAUAGAAAUUAAUUCAUCGGAAUAUUGCAAGGAUGGAUUCAACAUUGAAAUGAAACAUUUCAAUGGAGGCGCCUGGUGUAUGAAAUAUUUCCUACGAUAGCCUGACAUGGAAAACCUUUUUGUUGUUUGUACAUAUAAUAAUAGUAAGAGUGCAUCGAAAGCAUGUUUAUUCCGAUCUUUUGUCAUCCGGUAUUAUUCUAGAAAAAAAACCACCGUGUAUUACUCUGCUAUCGAAACAAUCGCACAGCCCGAGUUUGUAAUUUAAUGUUAUCAAUAAAGAAUCGUCACGUUUUGGAUUACCGUAA